AUGUGCUCAAUAUGCCAAGAGCAAAGAAUAUUCAGUAUUUGCUGUACAAAACGGAGGUUGCGUGCGACAAGUAAGAACGCAGAAGAUACUUUUGACAAGUAUGGACCAUAUUCAACAUGUAGACCUGAUGGAGAAGGAGGACCAUGGGGAAAUCAAGUUUACAGAAUCGCAGGAAAAUCGACUAAAAUUGGCAUAAGAUAUACUUCGAUCGGAUGCUUCAGAGAUACAGGAAAUAGAGCGAUUCCUCAGGCAGAUGGCCGUUUUCAAUCCCUUCGAGAUAGUUAUCCACAACGAAAGGAUGCCAUUGCAAAAUGCGCGAGAGUUGCAACUGAUCUAGAAUACAAAGUCUUUGCUGUUCAAAACGGUGGAUGGUGUGCGACUGGUUCUGAGGCUCACAUGACUUAUCAAAAGUAUGGACCUUCAAAUGGUUGUAGAAAAGAUGGUGAAGGUGGACCAUGGGCUAAUCAUGUUUACGGUGUGAAUGGAUGGAAACCUGAGCCACUCAGUGAACUUUCACUUCUGGAUCUCGGUUGUUGGAGAGACAACGGAAAAAGGGCGAUUCCUGGAGUUGAUACCAUACUUACAAAACGAUAUGGACCUUAUACCGCAAGGAAGGAAGCCAUACAGAAAUGUGGUAUUUUUGCAAAGAGCAAAGGGUAUUCAGUAUUUGCUGUACAAAACGGAGGUUGGUGUGCGACAGUAAGAAUGCAGGAGGUACUUUUGACAAGUAUGGACCUUAUUCAACAUGUCGAAAAGAUGGCGAAGGAGGACCAUGGGGAAAUCAAGUUUACAAGAUUCUCGCUUCAACUACAUUGGGGUGUUACAAGGAUACUGGAAAUAGAGCAAUUCCACAGGCAGACGGAAAGAUUUCAAACAUUGAGGGACAAUUAUAAACAAAGAAGAAACGCAAUAGAAAAAUGUGCGAUGGUGGCUUCAUCUCUCGGAUAUAAAUUGUUUGCUGUUCAAAAUGGUGGAUGUGCGCCACUGGAAAAGGAUGCUCAUCUAACAUACGGAAAGUAUGGACUUUCAUCAAAUUGUGAGGAGGGUGGAAAAGUUUCUUUGAUUGAUCUGGGAUGUUGGAAAGACACCGGCAAUCGAGCGAUACCCAAGUGCUGA
Styela clava is the source of this 1116-nucleotide messenger RNA. The record is from RefSeq and is a predicted model, not a curated record. NCBI's taxonomy places the organism in Eukaryota, Metazoa, Chordata, Ascidiacea, Stolidobranchia, Styelidae.